Molecule: messenger RNA, 948 nt
Organism: Didymosphaeria variabile
Lineage: Eukaryota; Fungi; Ascomycota; Dothideomycetes; Pleosporales; Didymosphaeriaceae
Exons: 3
Coding region: 1-948 (315 amino acids)
Source: RefSeq, a predicted model, not a curated record
AUGUAUCUCCGUCGCCAUAACCUGCGAAAGGCCAUCGUGCGCAUAUCCUUGGUCUUGUUUGUCCUGUUCAAUACCCUGGACAUUUUGCAUGUGCAGCAACGUCUUGCGCGCGGAAGCGCGUCACUAAAUAGCUACAAGCCCGGAUCCGAGCGCAUCUUCAUUGCGAGCAUUCUCUGGAACAACGAAGCCAUCUUGCGCUCUUCGUUGAGCGCGGCUUUGGUAACUCUUGCGGAACAUCUGGGACCAAAGAAUGUGUUCAUCAGCAUUCAUGAGAGUGGAAGCUGGGAUGAGACCAAGAAUGCGCUGCGGGAGCUCGAUGAAGCUUUGGAACAAAUCGGAGUGGAAAGAAAGAUUACCACGUCCAAUGUCACGCAUUUCGACGAGAUCUCGGUAGCGCCGGAGGGCGAAGGCUGGGUAGAUACACCCCAAGGUCAGAAGGAAUUGCGCCGCAUCCCGUACCUUGCAAAACAGAGAAAUGUAGGGUUGGAGCCACUUGAGGAAUUGGCGCAACGCGGUAUCCUUUUCGACAAGAUACUGUUGUGGGAGAGCCGCAUACGACGCUUGACAACCUCACCCGUGCUGAAGGCCAAUGUCGUUGCGUCAAGGGUGCGCAAGUGGAAGGAGGAGGAUCCGAGGAAUGAAGAGCUUGGUGAUUUCUGCUUGAUCAACGAAAUGCAGGUGCUGCGCAAGAUUGGCCAACUUCUAAUUACCUGUCACUACGAGAAAUGCAAGCCGGAAUGGAUGGACGGUAGCACAAGACAAGAAGAGAUGGCAGAGCGUAUCAAGCGAGAAGUUAAGGAGAAGGCACCUCAUCGCCGUGAGUCGUUGUACGAUACAUCUAUACAAGUGGAGUACGUGCUUAUCUACUAUCGAAACAGGGAUAGCGGCCGCCGAUGCAAGCACUGCCUCCGUAGAUACGACAAUGGCAUCGAGCAGCACCAGAUGUAG